This is a messenger RNA of Trichomycterus rosablanca, 2086 nucleotides long. RefSeq names its product caveolae associated protein 2a (gene cavin2a). Lineage: Eukaryota; Metazoa; Chordata; Actinopteri; Siluriformes; Trichomycteridae. The coding region runs from base 159 to 1565 and encodes 468 amino acids. Gene Ontology annotation, molecular function: protein kinase C binding. Gene Ontology annotation, cellular component: cytoplasm; caveola. The transcript is spliced from 2 exons. The record is from RefSeq and is a predicted model, not a curated record.
UCGGGAAUGUUGUUGUGUUCAGGAGACGUGAGAGACAGAAAGGCGCGUCCCUCUGAAUGAAACAGAAGCAGCCAGGUUCCUCCAUCUGCAUAGCUAGAAACUAGAAAUCUUCAAUCAGGAACCAGAUCUCUAGGAAGAACUUCACUGGAUCCUCAAAAAUGGGCGAAGACGCCACACGUGCAGACCAGAGCGCAUCCACCUUGCCACCCUCGAACAACUCUGACUCCCUCGCUUCAGGAGAUGCGGAUGCACAGGAUCUGUUCGUGCCCAGUUCUACUCCUACGUCCCCGGUUCAGACGCUCACCCGCAGGAGUUCCAAAUCCCCAACCAGCCCUACAGGCACUGGAAACCCGGUGAGCGCCAUCACGGUGGUGGCUCUUCUGGACCAGCUGGUGGUGAUGAUUGAGACGGUGCAGGAGAACCAGAGACGCAUGGAGAAGCGACAGACUGACCUGGAGCACACCGUGCGGGCCGUGCAGGGCGACCUGACUCGUCUGACCAAGAGCCAUGGGACCACGUUGGGAGGCGUCAACAAGCUGCUGGAGCGCACUCGCAAGACCAGCCUGUACGUCAAGGAGGUGAGGGAGCGUCUGGAGCGUCAGAGCGGCCAGGUGAAGCGACUGGAGGGCAACCAUUCACAUCUGCUCAAGAGGAACCACUUCAAAGUGCUCAUCUACCAGGAGGACAAUGAGAUCCCCACAACACUGCUAACCAAGGAUUCAACAGCAGAUCUUGCCUCAACUUCCCAUGCAGAGGAUUCGACUGUCUCUCAGCGAGCAUCAGUCAUCGAUCCCGACCAUUCCCACGAGGAAGGAUUGCAGACCAUCAGCCUCUCCUCCGAUGAGGAUGAGGGUGCAGCGAGCCCCCCACAUGAAGGAGGCACAGACCAAGCAGAAGCAUCGGAGGAUGUAUUUCCAUUAGAAAGUGAGCAUCUGGAGUAUUCCCGUGCCGACAAGUUCAAGCGGUCCAGCCUGAAAAAGGUAGACAGUCUGAAGAAGGCCUUCUCGCGCAGCAGCAUUGAGAAGAAGAUCAACAAGAUUGUGCCCCCAGAACGACGUGAGAAACUCAUGAAGAGCUUCUCGCCCAACCAUCCCAAAAGCCCAACCAGCAAGAACUCCUCUUUCCGCGUCGUACCUUUGACCUUUAACGUCAAGAAGGUCCGAGAUGGAAAUGGGAAUGAUGAUGGAGAGGCUGGUCAGUCUGGAGAUCCCACUGCUACAGUGGAUAUGCCAGCCAUGGGUGGGCCGGACGGCCAGCUUCCAGUAGCGGAGGUCCAUAACGAAGAGCCAAUGAAUAAUGGGAAGGAUCACACUCCAUCCACUGCAGACAGCGCAGAUGGUGAUGCACCAGUUACAGAAAAUGGGCAAGAUGGGCCAGAAGAUGAGUCUGAAAAUGGUCCCUCAGACAAGCCUGCUAAAGAAGAGGAGUCACCAGAGAGCAAAGAGGCUGACAAGGAAAAUCAAGAGAAUGGCGAGGAUCAUGGUGGGGAAGAAGAGGAGGAAAAGUCCAGUCCUGCCCUAGAAGCUCUCCCGCCAGCUCCAGUAGCGGUCGAGCAAGCUUCAUAGAUUCACUGAACUUGGUCUGAUCACCAAAAUUAAACUUCUAAGGAAAACUUAGCAAAUCAUAUAAGCAAACGAUCUGUUCAGUGUCAGUUGUGUUACGCUGGAGUUAAUAGAAAAGGGAGCUUGUGUAAAAAGUCUUUUUAUUUUCAUAACUGGGCUCAACAUGUUAAUGGGUGAAAGCUAUUAAACAAACAGAAUGUCUUACCACACUUUAUAGAUUAGAGAUUAGAGUUAAACCUUUAUAUAACUUCACUGUUGUAUAUAACCUUAAAUUUCUAUUGCAUGCAUUGUAUCACUCUGUACAACAGAUUUAGAUCAUCUAGUGUGAUUCCAUACACAAAUUACCAGAUUAAUUCACAAAUAAAGAAUGUAAACAGUGUCUAUUCUAUGUAGUUUCUAAACUUUGAGUCUUUAAAAAAAAACAAUAAACUCAAAUCAGCAACUUUUAAGUAAGCUUAUGUUCUCUCUAUCUUCUUUCAAAAAAUAUAGAUCUAUAUUUGAGUAUUCACUACAUUAAACCGUUU